Molecule: messenger RNA, 4026 nt
Organism: Pan troglodytes (chimpanzee)
Lineage: Eukaryota; Metazoa; Chordata; Mammalia; Primates; Hominidae
Gene: FBXL2
Product: F-box and leucine rich repeat protein 2
Exons: 16
Coding region: 500-1549 (349 amino acids)
Cellular component (GO): cytoplasm
Molecular function (GO): protein binding
Source: RefSeq, a predicted model, not a curated record
GUCACCAGGACAACGGGCGUCGCCGGCGCCGUGUGACUUCGGGCUGUGGGCUCGCUCGCGGCUCUUCGGCCAUGGUUUUCUCAAACAAUGAUGAAGGCCUUAUUAACAAAAAGUUACCCAAAGAACUUCUGUUAAGAAUGCUGUUCAGCUUGUUGUUAAAUUUUACUUGGUCUAAUCCAGAAUGUACUAAGUAUGUACAUAGCAUUGGUCUGGAUUCUUUUUGUAAUGUGAAUAUUUUCCUUCUUGGAUAUAGUAACUUUGUGCCGAUGUGCACAGAUUUCCAAGGCUUGGAACAUCUUAGCCCUGGAUGGAAGCAACUGGCAAAGAAUAGAUCUUUUUAACUUUCAAACAGAUGUAGAGGGUCGAGUGGUGGAAAAUAUCUCGAAGCGAUGCGGUGGAUUCCUGAGGAAGCUCAGCUUGCGAGGCUGCAUUGGUGUUGGGGAUUCCUCCUUGAAGACCUUUGCACAGAACUGCCGAAACAUUGAACAUUUGAACCUCAAUGGAUGCACAAAAAUCACUGACAGUGCGUCUGCUCUUUUUCAGCACGUGUUAUAGCCUUAGCAGAUUCUGUUCCAAGCUGAAACAUCUGGAUCUGACCUCCUGUGUGUCUAUUACAAACAGCUCCUUGAAGGGGAUCAGUGAGGGCUGCCGAAACCUGGAGUACCUGAACCUCUCUUGGUGUGAUCAGAUCACGAAGGAUGGCAUCGAGGCACUGGUGCGAGGUUGUCGAGGCCUGAAAGCCCUGCUCCUGAGGGGCUGCACACAGUUAGAAGAUGAAGCUCUGAAACACAUUCAGAAUUACUGCCAUGAGCUUGUGAGCCUCAACUUGCAGUCCUGCUCACGUAUCACGGAUGAAGGUGUGGUGCAGAUAUGCAGGGGCUGUCACCGGCUACAGGCUCUCUGCCUUUCGGGUUGCAGCAACCUCACAGAUGCCUCUCUUACAGCCCUGGGUUUGAACUGUCCGCGACUGCAAAUUUUGGAGGCUGCCCGAUGCUCCCAUUUGACUGACGCAGGUUUUACACUUUUAGCUCGGAAUUGCCACGAAUUGGAGAAGAUGGAUCUUGAAGAAUGCAUCCUGAUAACCGACAGCACACUCAUCCAGCUCUCCAUUCACUGUCCUAAACUGCAAGCCCUGGUGAGUCUGAGUUUUUCUGACAUUAUUCACCUGUUAAAGAUGAAAGAGCCCUCCCACCACAACAAGAAGCUGUUUGGGUUCUCUUUCUGUAAGAGCCUGUCCCACUGUGAACUCAUCACAGAUGAUGGGAUCCUGCACCUGAGCAACAGUACCUGUGGCCAUGAGAGGCUGCGGGUACUGGAGUUGGACAACUGCCUCCUCAUCACUGAUGUGGCCCUGGAACACCUAGAGAACUGCCGAGGCCUGGAGCGCCUCGAGCUGUACGACUGCCAGCAGGUUACCCGUGCAGGCAUCAAGCGGAUGCGGGCUCAGCUCCCUCAUGUCAAAGUCCACGCCUACUUUGCUCCCGUCACCCCACCGACAGCAGUGGCAGGAAGUGGACAGCGACUGUGCAGGUGCUGUGUCAUUCUCUGACAGCAGCUGCCUGGGCCCAAGGGGUGAUGAGGCAUCCUUUCCUCUAGAAGACCUGAGUCUUCCUGACCGACUCCACCAUCACCCAAUCUGUUGAUUCUCCAUUGGGAAAGGCAUUUACAGGUAAAAGACUUCUGUAUGGAUUGCAGUUACUCUGGUGAUAGUUUUCACCUUUAUUCUGCUGUGAAACAAUCAAAUCAAAGCCUUGUGUCAGUUAACACGUGACAAGUGGUCUCAAUGCAGCUAGGACCAUGCCAGAAACCUGGAUCUCUUAAGAGAUUGGUACCUACCUAGGUACGAAAGUUCUACCCUUGGCAUACUCAGCAUUCCUCAAAAAGACCAUCAGUGUUAGCACAAACUGAGCAGAAAAAAUAAGCUGUUGAUUUUCUACCUGAUACUUAAGCCAGUGGCCUACUUUAAUUCACAAUUCCAUUUUGAUUAGCAGGACUUUUCCACUUUGAAGAUAAAAUAGCAACUUUAUCAAAGUGACUGUACUGCAAAUUCAUAAUGCCUGAUAGUUUUAUAUAUAGAGACUUAUGUGGAAGGCAUGUUAAUAGGUUUCCAUGAGACACCAAAGAAAAGAGGACUCUAUACUGGGUGGAGCAGGGUCUUCACCUUUUUGUUUCUGUCAACUUGUCAUAUACACCUCCAGGGACCAAAAACAAAAGCAGCUUGGAGUCUGUGUUGCCUGACUGGAAAGUAGAAGCUCUGGUGUAUGCUACAGCACAUAACACAUUUUUAUUAAAGGAAAAAAGCUAAUUAUGUCCAUGCCUCUCAUAAAACUGGGGGGAACCUUAAAGAGAAAGAACUAAGGCUUAAGUUAUCUGUAGUAUAAUCAAUUAGAAGUAAUGAAUGGAUGCAUGUAAAAUGGAUGUGAUUUUUUUUCAAGCUUAUUUUGAAAUCUUAAAAAUCAGGUUACACCAUAGCUACUCAAAAGUUUUACACACUUAAAACUCAGAUCAGUAAGUGUUGGUACCUUUUAGACUCAUAAAAUUGAAUAAACCAUUGCAAUGCUUUAAAAAAAAUUAAGUCAGAGGGUUUUAUUGCUAUGAUUUUAUGGCAGACACAUCCAAGCAAAACCAUUUUCCAAAUGCAGACUUUCCUGAUGUUAUCUGAAAUCUGAUAAAAUGACCCUACUCUCUGCUGUGGUUCAUUCUUGCUCCAUGCUGUCCAUAUUUAUGAUCUUUAUUAAGAACCUAUCAAUCAAUCAAUCAUCACCACCUUCAUUGUAAACUUAGGUGUUCAUGGUGGCUGGCCCUUCCAAACAACCACUCCCCCAAACUGAAGGGCCAGAGCUCAUGAGAAACUUAAAAGUGAAACGGCAAAAGCAAGAUGUGUUCCCAUGACUACCAAUACCUUUAUUAGGCAGUUUUAGAAGUAUUUUUAAGGAUAUAUUUAUUAUGUCAGCUGCAUUCUAGGAAGAGAAGCAGAUUAUAUAUAUAUAUAAUCUCCCCAUAAACGGACUUAGCACGAUUAUCAUCAGAGUAAGCAUUAAAGUCAUUUUAUUGCCUUAUGAUAUAUUCCAGUAUUCCUUGGUCUAAAAAUUGUGUGGAUACCAUAGCAGUUAGUUAAAUAUACAUUUAUACCCACUGUUGUGGAGGAGAUGGGGGAGGAGGACUGAUGCAGGAAGCAACUUCAAUAAAUGAGCAUAUAACAGACUUGCUUCAGUGAUUAUGAAUUAGUUUCUAUUAAAAAAAAUUAACUUAAGGCCGGCCACGGUGGUUCAUGCCUAUAAUCCCAGCACUUGGGGAGGCCAAGGCGGGUGGAUCACCUGAGGUCAGGAGUUUGAGACCAGCCUGGCCAACACAGUAAAACCCCAUCUCUACUGAAAAUACAAAAAUUAGCCAGGCGUGGUGCUGGGCACCUGUAAUCUCAGCUACUCGGGAGGCUGAAGCAGGAGAAAUGCUGGAACCCAGGAGGCGGAGGUGGCAGUGAGCCGAGAUUGUGCCAUUGCACUCCAGCCCAGGAGACAACAGUGAGACUCCAUCAUCAUCAUCUCAAAACAAACAAACAAACAAACAAACAAAAUUAAACAACCAGAGCCUUCUAUACAUGAUUGAUUUCUUUUGAGCCAGGAUACAACCUAUCAUCAGUCACAGCUAUUGGACUUGAUGCUCAAUGAUCCAUGGCCUCAUUUACAAAACAGGAGAACCUCUUGUAAGAAAAUCAGGUUUGCAGGCCGGGCACGGUGGCUCACGCCUGUAAUCCCAGCACUUUGGGAGGCAGAGGCGGGCGGAUCAGGAGAUCAAGACCAUCCUGGCUAACACAGUGAAACCCCGUUUCUACUAAAAAUACAAAAAAAAUUAGCCGGGCGUAGUGGCGGGUGCCUGUAGUCCCAGCUACUCAGGAGGCUGAGGCAGAAGAAUGGCGUGAACCCGGGAAGCAGAGCUUGCAGUGAGCUGAGAUUGUGCCACUGCACUCCAGCCUGGGCGACAGAGCCAGACUCUGUCUCAAAAAAAAAAAAAAAAAAAAAAAGAAAA